AUGCUGAAGUGGUUCCAUGACACUCUCUCCACAGUUGCAAUUCAUUCUCUCAAGGACCCGGAGGAAAUUCCAGUCUCUGUGAACUACUUCCCCCACAGGAAAUGCAACUAUGCCUGCGAAUUCUGUUUCCACACCACGAAGAAUAUCUCGAUCUUACCUCUCGAGGAGGCGAAGGAGGGCCUACGCUUGCUUUCCGAUGCCGGAAUGAAGAAGCUCAAUAUAAGCGGCGGAGAGCCGUUUCUUAAGCCUGUAUUCAUCGGAGAGCUCUUCCGGUUCUGCAAAGAGGAGCUUGGGCUCGAGUCCUGUUCUGUCGUGAACAAUGGUUCCAAAGUGACCGAAAGGUGGCUGGACGAGUAUGGUGGAUACCUGGAUGUCAUGGCGCUAUCGUGCGACUCUUUUGACGCGGAGACGAAUCGCCUCUUGGGAAGGUCGGAGAAAGGAAACGCGAGUCAACACGCUAGACGCAUAUUCGAGGUCGCGGAGUGGUGCAGAGCCCGCGGGAUCAUUGUCAAAAUCAACACCGUGAUCACCAGAUUAAACUGGCAGGAAGAUAUGAAUGGGCCGAUCACGGAGCUCUCACCCUUCAGAUGGAAGGUCUUUCAAGUUCUUCUCCUUGAUUCAGAAAACACAGGAGAAGUGACGGGUUCGUUGAGGGACGCUCGUGAUCUCGUGAUCUCCCGUGACGAGUUUGAGGCCUUUCUCGAACGUCACAAGGAACAGAGCUGCCUGGUUCCCGAGGACAACGAAGCAAUGAAGGACUCUUAUCUCAACCUGGAUGAGGAGAUGAGAUUCCUCAACUGUCGAGACGGAGGAAAGAGGCCCGGACGAUCUAUCCUGCAAGUAGGCGUCAAGGAGGCACUCAAAGACGCGGGGUUUGACAGCAAGGCGUUUAUCGAUCGAGGCGGAGUGUUCCCGUGGAGUCGUAACAAAGACGUCCCGGAUUGGUGA
Molecule: messenger RNA, 948 nt
Organism: Heterobasidion irregulare TC 32-1
Lineage: Eukaryota; Fungi; Basidiomycota; Agaricomycetes; Russulales; Bondarzewiaceae
Exons: 5
Coding region: 1-948 (315 amino acids)
Molecular function (GO): 4 iron, 4 sulfur cluster binding; catalytic activity
Source: RefSeq, a predicted model, not a curated record